Messenger RNA from Pieris napi, 1678 nucleotides. RefSeq lists its product as uncharacterized. The transcript is spliced from 8 exons. The coding region runs from base 660 to 1487 and encodes 275 amino acids. Lineage: Eukaryota; Metazoa; Arthropoda; Insecta; Lepidoptera; Pieridae. The record is from RefSeq and is a predicted model, not a curated record.
CGCACUUCUUUACGCACAAUGCGCGUAUAAGUGUGUAAAUUGAGUUCACACUACACUAAGCCUGACUUAUGUCAAAUAUCAUUUUUUUUCUCACAUUGGUUGCAUGGAAGAGAUCGCUCGAAAGCGAUAAGGCCGUUGCCCUCCUUUUCAUUUAAUUAUAUCAACUGUAUUAUAGUUCUGUAUGCAACGAAGUGUUAGUAAAUAUUGAUGAUGAUUAGAGAUCUAUUAUACAACGUCAUUGUAUCAGUUUGAUUCUGAAAUCAUUCGUAAAUAAAUAAAAAUCUUCUAAAAUAUCUAGACGUUAUGAAUACUCUACAAACAUGGAAUGUCAUAGAUGUCAAUACAUCCAGACGUAUUGGUGUUUAAUGUCUUUUAAUAAUCCUGCUUUAAUAGCUGUACCAGACUUUGUAGCAUGGGGCAAAGUUAUGAUCCCUUUAUUCAUGUUAUGAUCCAUUUAUUGAAUUAAUAUUAAUUAAGAAAAAAUUGGUUUAGUAUUUGACGGCUUUAAUUAAUUAUGUAAGCACUAACAAAUUCCUACGUAGUAUAACAUUUACAAAUAUUUAUUUUACAAAUUAAAUUGUAAUGUCAGUAAACAAUGACUACAUUAUGAAUCAAAAGCCCUCAUUCGCUAGUUAGAUCUGCUUCGUUAUACUUGUACAAUGUGUAAAUUUUCAUAUGUUAUAUAUAUAUAUUUUAUAUGCUUGACAUAUAAAAUACACGCAAAUCCACAGCCCUACUUAAAGAUGAGUAUUGGCCAGCAUCAAGUCAUACAAAAUGGUUACGACGACUAUGGACUGCAAAACAGGAACCCCGGUUACAUAUCUGGUCAGGUCAGGCCUGGCGAAGCAGUCUCCAUUGGCAAUGGCCGUCGCCAUACCAACGUCGUCGCUAUAAAUUCCGCUGGUGACUCAGACUACUACGUCGGUAACACUGAUGGAGGAGUUAACACCAAUAAUGGAUACGAUCAAGGAUACCCCACCGAAAAAGGUCAAGGUCAAAGCGGAAUCAUUGCUAACAAAAGACCUGAUGGUCAAGACGAUGUCCUCUUGUGGAAUGCCAAUGGCAAGAAGCAGAGUUCAAUAGCAGUCAAUAAUGAUGGAACUCAGUUAUAUUCAGGUACUCAAAAUGGCUACGCCUCCCAAGGAACAAAUCAAAAUGUAAUUGGCCAGGAUCAAGUCAUACAAAAUGGUUACGACGGCUAUGGACAGCAAAACAGGAACCCCGGUUACAUAUCUGGUCAGGUCAGGCCUGGCGAAACAGUCUCCAUUGGCAAUGGCCGUGGCCGUACCAACGUCGUCGCUAUAAAUUCCGCUGGUGACUCAGACCACUACGUUGGUUACACUGAUGGAGGAGUUAACACCAAUACUGGAUACGAUCAAGGAUACCCCACCAAAAAAGAUUCGGGUGCAACGUCCUCUUCCAAUCCUAGGAUUUUACUAAGUUCAUUGGUGGCUGGGAUCGCGAGUAUUCUAUUAAGAAUGCUAUAAGAGAAAUCUCAUUUGAAGUAAUAAUAAAUCAGCUUUUUCCUUCCUAUCUUUCUAUUUAACUUAAGUACUGUGUUUAUAACUAAGGAAAAACUAGACUAUGCUAACAAAUAUUAUUUUUAUGUAGAUUUAUAAUAAAGCUGUGUAAAAAGUUGGUACAAAAUUUUACUAUAAUAAAAAAUACAAAACUGUAA